GACACUACACGGAACAGCUCGAUCCUUGCCGUCUCUGGUUUCUCACCGCAUCUUGGACGUUGGGGUUUUGCCAGUGCCCGAGCGAAGUCUCGAACUUUCACCCCCCCACUCCCACAAAUCUUGGCAGACCACCUCCUCAGCAGGGUCUGCGCAUCACCGAAGGGAUGAAGCUGAUUCCGGUCGCUCUCCUGUACUUGGGUUCGCUCGCCUUCUUAGGCGCGGACACCGCACGGCUCGACGUGGCGUCGGAGUUCCGAAAGAAAUGGAAUAAAUGGGCGCUAAGUCGUGGGAAGAGGGAACUUCGGGUGUCCAGCAGCUACCCCACCGGGCUCGCAGACGUGAUGGCUGGGCCUGCCCAGACUCUCGUUCAGCCCCAGGACGUGAAGAGCGCCUCUCGCAGCACCCAGGCCAGCAGUCCGGACGCUGCCCGCAUCCGAGUCAAGCGCUACCGCCAGAGUAUGAACAACUUCCAGGGCAUGCGAAGCUUUGGAUGCCGCUUCGGGACAUGCACCGUGCAGAAGUUGGCCCACCAGAUAUACCAGUUCACAGACAAGGACAAGGACGGUGUCGCCCCCAGAAGCAAGAUAAGCCCCCAAGGCUAUGGCCGUCGGCGCCGGCGCUCCCUGCCGGAGGCCGGCCAGGGCCGGACUCUGUUGUCUUCGGAGCCGCAGGCACGCAGGGCUCCUGCUUCCCGCGCGCAUCAAGUGCUCGCCACCCUUCGUAGGAUUUAGGCCCUUGUGGCGUCGGCCAUCAGUCGCGCAUACAUCCCGAUGGCGCCUCCCGGGUGGAGGGCUUCCUUGAGCUGAGCCUCUCAGCAGGUGGGGACCGGGCUGAGUCCGCCCUGCAGAGACUGGGAGUGCGAGAGGCACCGUCCGGCGACGAGCACUGGCUUUGCAGGGGGCGUCCCUUCUCCUCAGGCGGCGUUCCUUUCGCCCUAACCGGGCCCGGGUGUCCCAGGGGGGGCAGAGGAAUCCGAGGGAGUUGUCUGCUAGGCUCACGGAGAGGAGAAACAGAAUCAAAUGCUGAGACCCCCGGAGCAAGGUUCUGAGCCAAGGCCGAGUCCGCCCUCAAACUGAUUUCUCAUGGGGUGUCACCCCACCGGGGCGCAAGCCCCAUGAUUACUUGAACUUUCCAAAACCUAGAGAGGAAAAGUGCAAUGCGUGUUGUAUAUACAGAGGUAACUAUCAAUAUUUAAGUUUGUUCCUGUCAAGAUUUUUUUGUAACUUCAAACAUAGAGAUAUUUUUGUACGUUAUAUAUUGUAUUAAGGGCAUUUUAAAGCAAUUAUAUUGUCCCCCUCCUCAGUAUUUUAAUACGUGAAUGUCUCAGCGAGGUAACAUUGUUUGCUGUGUGGAAUGUGUGAGAGUGUGCGUGCAAGAGACUGAUUACCUCUGGUGGAAGAAGGAAAGGCCGUGUCACUGUAUAAUCUAUUUACAUAAAAUGGGUGAUAUGCGAAGUAGCAAACCAAUAAACUGUCUCGAU
Molecule: messenger RNA, 1480 nt
Organism: Rhinolophus ferrumequinum (greater horseshoe bat)
Lineage: Eukaryota; Metazoa; Chordata; Mammalia; Chiroptera; Rhinolophidae
Gene: ADM
Product: adrenomedullin
Exons: 4
Coding region: 165-731 (188 amino acids)
Biological process (GO): adenylate cyclase-activating G protein-coupled receptor signaling pathway; regulation of systemic arterial blood pressure; positive regulation of heart rate
Cellular component (GO): extracellular region
Molecular function (GO): hormone activity; adrenomedullin receptor binding
Source: RefSeq, a predicted model, not a curated record